Messenger RNA from Cololabis saira (Pacific saury), 3586 nucleotides. RefSeq names its product DENN domain-containing protein 2A-like. The transcript has 20 exons. NCBI's taxonomy places the organism in Eukaryota, Metazoa, Chordata, Actinopteri, Beloniformes, Belonidae. Gene Ontology annotation, cellular component: actin cytoskeleton. Gene Ontology annotation, biological process: retrograde transport, endosome to Golgi. Bases 262 to 3363 code for a protein of 1033 amino acids. The record is from RefSeq and is a predicted model, not a curated record.
UGAGGGUGAAUGAAACUUGAAGACUGGAAAAGAGGCAGGGAGAAGAGGUGAAGCUCUUGAGAUUCUGUCGCUCACUUCAUUUAACAUCUGCUGAAGAACUAGUUGGAUAACCAAAGUGAGAUCGUUAAACCUGGAUGUACAUACUCCUCAGUGGUUUGGAUGUUAUACCUAUGGAUACCACUUUAGCAGGAGCAGAUGCAUGUUCCCAAUACUCUAAUAUGCACACUGAAACUGUAAAAUGGACCGAGGUGCGCAGGGAUCAUGGAGGAAACUGAGAGAAUGACAGUAAAGAACGGCUGCAUCUACUCCUCUGUCAACAGGAAAAAGAAGGGCGUCUUUGGUUGGAAAAAAGCUUCAGAGGGAAACAAGGAAGCUGAGCAAAAAAGAGUGGGGUCGCCAAAAAAACCCUUCACCCCAUUAGACAACCUCCUCCCCUCGGGUCCUUGGGAGGAACCGUCCACGAUGGCCAGACCUGCUGGAGGCAACAUCAAGGACAAGAUCUCCCUGUGGGAGGGCAAAGACUCCCCUCAUCCCCCUCUUGCCUCGGGUACUUUGGGCCGGUGUACCAAAAGGACAGACUCCUCAACAAAAAGCAACGGCAAAACCGUAGACACGCAGAGCGCUGAGAGCUGUAGGAGAGCGGCUCAUGAAGAGAAGCAGGGCCUCGGGAAAGAAAACGUAGGUCAGUGUGGAGAGUCGAGGUCUUGCUCGCCCGCUGAACCUGGGAAACUUCGUCGGGAUGUAAAUAGCGGCAAGCCGAGUGACAACCAGAUGAGGGAGGACUGUAGUAAGAGAUCUGGAGCUCAUAAAGAAAAGCAAGAUAGCGAGAAAGAGAAUUUAGAAAAUCUCAGGGAUUCAAGGCCUUGUUCGCCUUUAGCCACGAAGAAACAGCAGAUGGGGUCGCUUAGGAAAGAAAAGAGAGCGGGAGAACAACAGGAAAAGAGAGCCGUAUUCACUCUUUUUAAAAAACUGGAGGCCAUGGGGGAGAACCACGGGAAAACACCUCCAGAGCUAGGAAACUACUUCAGCCCCCCAGGCAGGGACAAACAGGUGGAAUUGAAGAGGAACGACCCUGAAUCUCCAGAGUCUUCCCGAACAAGAGAAGGGAAGGAGAGUCAGGAGAACGUGUACACAGAGCCGGGCGCACCUCCCAUCAACCCAGUCCCCAAACCUCAACGCACCUUCCAGCACCCGGCUCUUCCCCCCUCAGCAAAGAGUCAGAGGGAGGUGAGAGGCCUGAGGAACCUCCCCCCACUUCCAUCACCGUCCGCAGUAACUUCAUCAAAGCCUCCUUUAGGUUUCCACGGGAGAAGCAGGGCCGAGAGAGUCCGAGACAACGUCCACAGAAGAUCGUUGGAGUUUGAAGACUUUGUGGGGUCCAACAGCUCUCUCUUCACUCAAUCAUCGUCUCAGGAACAUCACUAUGAAGACAUCUUGGACUUGUCCAAGGAAAAUCCAUAUGAGGACAUAGAGCUGGAGAGUCAGUGCUCCCAGCAGUCGCUACCCUCCUCCCCCGGUGCCGACACCAACAAGGUGUCCAGACCCGGUUUCUUCAGGCAGAAUUCAGGCAGGAGCUUUAAGCUCCUGGACCUGAAGCGAGCCAACCAGCAGGCCCACAGAGCUGGGAGUGGCGUUUCAUCUCCGUCCCAGCUCAGCCCUCCGUCCACCCCGACCGGGUCUGAACACAACCCGUGGUUACCGGGAGACCCUUACAGCCGCACCUGUCGCAGGAUACCAACAGCUGUGUUGAGGAUCAACAGCAUAUUUGAGGCUCGGAGCAGGAAAAAGUACUUGAGAAGGAUCUAUCAUUACACUGAGACCAGUUCAGGAAGAGUAACUGAUGAAAACAGCGACUCAGAGAGUGAGAUUGAAGAGAGAUCCAAAGCUCACCGCCAGCGUCUGGUGUCAGUCAAGUCCAUACUGAGCCAGCCGAGCCAGGCUCGGGUCCACUACAACAGUUCAAACACCCGAGGCAGCGCCUCGGAUCAGGAGCUGCACCAGCGCAAGCUCUUCGAGUAUUUCCUGGUGGUGUCGCUGCAGAAGUCGAAGACUGGUGGCCACUAUGUGCCGGAGGUCACACAGCAGUUCCCCCCAAAGCUGGAACGAAGCUUCAAGUUCUUGAGGGAAACGGAGGAUCAGCUGAGGAUCAUUCCUCAGUUCUGCUUUCCUGAUGCGACAGACUGGGAGCCGGUGGAGACCCACCAGAGCGAGAUGUUCUCGUUUGUUCUGACUGGUGAAGACGGGAGCAGGAGGUUUGGAUACUGCCGGCGUUUACUGCCUAGCGGAAAAGGCAAGUGUCUGCCAGAGGUCUAUUGCAUUGUCAGUCACCUCGGCUGUUUCAACCUGUUCUCCAAGGUGUUGGAUGAGGUGGAGAGACGGAGGGCUCUGUCUCCGGCUCUGGUGCAGCCUUUUAUGAGAGCCAUCAUGGAGGCCCAGUUUCCAGCUCCUGGAAGAACCAUCAGCAUUAAAACUUUCCUCCCUGGUUCAGGCACUGAGGUGAUGGAGCUGUGUCGACCCUCCGACUCCCGCCUGGAGCACGUGGACUUUGAAUGUCUGUUCUCCUGUUUGAGUCUGCGCUUGCUCCUCAGGGUGUUUGGCUCCCUGCUGCUGGAACGACGGGUCAUUUUCACGGCAGACAAGCUCAGUACUCUCUCCCAGUGCUGCCAUGCUGUCGUGGCGCUACUUUACCCGUUCGUCUGGCAGCACACUUACAUCCCCGUGCUUCCCUCAGCUAUGCUGGACAUCGUCUGCACCCCGACGCCCUUCAUCGUCGGCCUGCUGUCCAGCUCCCUGCCUCAGCUCACCGAGCUUCCUCUGGAGGAGGUUCUCGUUGUGGAUCUUGGUAAUAGCCGAUUUCUCAGACAGUUGGAUGAUGAGGACUCAAUCCUGCCGUUCAAGCUCCAGUCCGCUCUGGAAGUUGUUCUGGAGAGGAGACGAGAACUUGCUCACGAGCGAGGAGGCAACACACCCAGCGACUCUGGCCACCUGAGCACCGUCGUCUCCGAGGCCUUCGUCCGAUUCUUCGUGGAGCUGGUCGGCCACUACCCGCUCUUCAUCACCGGCGAGCGGGAAGACGGCUACUCCUCCUCAUCCUCCUCCCCGGGUCACUGCUCGUUCCGGCGCGACGGUUUUCGGAAAGCGAUCCCAUCCAAGACCGUGCGGCGCUUCUUGGAGGUCUUCAUGGAGACGCAGAUGUUUGGCUGGUUCAUCCAGGAAAGGGAGCUCCACAGGCAGGCGCUGAGAGGCCUGUUUGAAGUGAGAGUGCAGGAAUAUCUGGACUCCAUCCACGAGAACGAGCACCGGAGGGUCAACAGAUUCCUCAAAGGCCUGGGAAACAAAAUGAAGUUUCUUUCCAAGAAAUAACACGACAGUAGUUGCAAGAGGGCGGUGCGGUGGCGUGGUGGUUAGCGCUGUCGUCUCGCAGCAAGAACGGUCCCGGGUUUGGAUCUCAGAUGACGUGUUUCGGGGGGGAAUUUGCAUGUUUUCCUCAUCCCUCCUCGUGUUUUCUCCCACAGCCCAAAAAUAUUAGACUGACUGAAGGUCUUAAGUGAACCAAAGAUACAAAUUUGCGUGGUUGUUUGAGUGU